This is a messenger RNA of Oreochromis niloticus (Nile tilapia), 1531 nucleotides long. Its product is annotated as NACHT, LRR and PYD domains-containing protein 12-like. The coding region runs from base 152 to 1462 and encodes 436 amino acids. NCBI's taxonomy places the organism in Eukaryota, Metazoa, Chordata, Actinopteri, Cichliformes, Cichlidae. The transcript has 3 exons. The record is from RefSeq and is a predicted model, not a curated record.
GAUAACCACACGACCUGCAGCAGCCAAUCAGAUCCCUCCUGACUGUGUUGACAGGAUAACAGAAGUACGAGGCUUCACUGAUGCCCAGAAGGAGGAGUACUUCAGGAGGAGAUUCAGUGAUGAAGAGCUGUCCAGCAGAAUCAUCUCCCACAUGAAGACAUCCAGGAGCCUCCACAUCAUGUGUAGUAUCCCAGUCUUCUGCUGGAUCACUGCUACAGUUCUGGAGCACAUGUUGACUACAGAGCAGAGAGGAGAGCUGCCCAAGACCCUGACUGACAUGUACUCACACUUCCUGCUGGUUCAGACAAAGAGGAAGAAGAACAAGUACCAUGAGGGACAUGAGACGAGUCCACAGGAACUGACGGACGCUGACAGGGAAGUUCUUCUGAAGCUGGGGAGGCUGGCGUUUGAACAUCUGGAGAAAGGAAACAUCAUGUUCUACCAAGAAGACCUGGAGCAGUGUGGUCUGGAUGUGACAGAGGCCUCGGUGUACUCAGGAGUUUGUACAGAGAUCUUCAAAAGAGAGUGUGUGAUCUUCCAGAAACCAGUCUACUGCUUUGUUCAUCUGAGCAUUCAGGAGUUUCUGGCUGCAGUCUACAUGUUCCACUGUUUCACCAACAGGAAGACGGAGGUGCUGAGGAACUUCCUGGGAGACUUUUAUGAUUCUCAUUAUCCUGGAAGGAUAGACUGGAAUGAGGAUGAGGAGUAUGAUAAUGAUGAUGACUGUCACAGUGAUAAUUAUCAUGAUGAUGAAGUUUUGCUGGAUGAUUACAUGAUGCGUGAAUCCUCUGUGGAUGAGUUUCUAAAGAGAGUCAUGCAGAAAUCCCUCCAGAGUAAAAAUGGCCACCUGGACCUGUUUGUUCGCUUCCUUCAUGGCCUCUGUCUGGAGUCCAACCAGAGACUCUUAGUAGGUCUGCUGGGUCAGACAGAGAUCAGUCCAGAAACCAUCCAGAGAGUCAUCAAAAACCUGAAGGAGAUGAACAGCUAUAAAAUCUCUCCUGACAGAAGCAUCAACAUCUUCCACUGUCUGAUGGAGAUGAACGACCUCUCAGUACAUCAGGAGAUCCAAGAGUUCCUGAAGUCAGAGAACAGAUCAGAGAAGAAACUCUCUGAGAUCCACUGCUCAGCUCUGGCCUUCAUGCUGCAGAUGUCAGAGGAGGUUCUGGAUGAGUUGGACCUGCAGAAGUACAACACACCAUGGGGGGGACGACAGAGACUGAUUCCAGCUGUGAGAAACUGCAGAAAGGCUCGACUGACAUAUUGUGGACUCUCAGAGACUCACUGUGAAGUUGUGGCCUCAGCUCUGAAGUCCAACCCUUCCCAUCUGACAGUGCUGGACAUGAGUUGGAACAAGCUGCAGGAUUCAGCAGUGAAGCUUCUGUGUGCUGGACUGGAGAGUCCAAACUGUCGACUGGAGACUCUGAGAAGUGACAGACUUGAGCAGGGUUCAUUUAAAGGCUGACAGAAGUGGAGUGGUGACGGGGAGAUGUUUGACAGGACAGUGUUUCAGCCUCCACAGGUUCACGUUGUG